Olea europaea var. sylvestris is the source of this 4261-nucleotide messenger RNA. RefSeq lists its product as uncharacterized. Gene Ontology annotation, molecular function: sequence-specific DNA binding; DNA-binding transcription factor activity. Gene Ontology annotation, biological process: regulation of DNA-templated transcription. NCBI's taxonomy places the organism in Eukaryota, Viridiplantae, Streptophyta, Magnoliopsida, Lamiales, Oleaceae. The coding region runs from base 63 to 4169 and encodes 1368 amino acids. The record is from RefSeq and is a predicted model, not a curated record. The transcript has 17 exons.
AUCUUACUUUCGUAUUUGAUCUGAUUUUUAGUUGAUAGCAUUUACAGAGGCUGAGAAUUCUCAUGAGUGGGUUUGAUGACUAUGUGGCUAUCAUGGGAGAUUGGACUUCCCCAAUCACUAGUCCAAAAACUUUUUUCACAUCAAUGUAUAACUUUGACCCUUUGGCAAUAUCAACUGCUGAGUCUGAUAGUCAUAAUAGAAGUCAGACCCCUUUUACAGGGCCUGAAAUGCAGGUGGCUUCAAGAAAUAUAGAUGUAAAGGAUAAGACGCUAAAUAGUGUUGAGGGUGAUGAGACGAGCAAAUCAAAUGCACCAUCUGAGCCAAAUAUGAGCUCUCAAGGAAGUCUUAUGGAGAGGAUGAUAGCUAGAGCUGGUUUCAAUGCCCCAAGGUUGAAUAUAGAAAACAUCAGAUCGCCUGAUCAGAAUCCAGAAGUUCAGUCUCCUUAUUUGACAAUUCCUCCUGGUCUUAGCCCUGCAGCUCUGCUCGAUUCUCCUCUUUUCGUCUCUAAUUCACAGGUAAGCAUGGAGAUUAUUAAGUUCUUUUUCACUCUUGAUGAUUGGUUUGGUAAGGUGGACUUUAUUCGGUUAGACCGUGUUAGAGAAGAAAGCAGUGAAUAUGAGGAUAAACAGCCUGUCAAGAGGGCUGUUGCUCUCUACGAUUUCUUCCUUUCCACACUCAAAAUUAAGCAUGAUAUCACCUUCCAAAAUAUUUCUAUUUAUAGACCCCUGCGGAACAGUUCACACCAAAAUUUACUCAAGAACACCUUAUCCCUAUCCGAGAUGAUCGAAAGUGGAAUCUCAAACAAGGCUAUCUUAAAGAAGAAAGAGGUGUGUCGAAGGAACCCAACCAAGCAGAUCUCCACGGAGAGAACUGAGAUUGCCAUGCAACCAAACCAUCUCUUUUCCCGAAUACAGUUGCUACCGAUGGAAAUGGUUGCAACAACCCGGCCGGUGCUAAAGUGGAAUACUUAUGUUGUUGACAGAUCCCGCAAGCAGCUUCAUAGGCCUUUACAUCCUUUUUCAUCCCAAUCCAAUGGAAGCUGUAUGUUGCAAGAAAUGCUCGAAGCCAUCAAGGUCGUAGCAGUCCCCUUUCUAGAUAGAUCAUCCGCUGCCUUAUUCUCCAACCCUAGCUUUAAGCAAUGGGCCUCUGAUUCUGCAUUAAAACAGCCCCCAAGCCUUGUCCCAACACAUCUAUCUCAAUCACAAAGGGUUGCGAAAAAUCUGGAAGUGCCAACACUGGCUUCCAGAAAAUGCCGAAAAUACCCUGUCAAGCCAAGGAAACCUCGCAAUUCCUUUAGGGACUUUGGCCGAGGCCAAUCUUUCAUUGCCGCCACUUUAGAUGCAUUCGCCACUAUUCCCUUCUCCGAUAUCAUAUGCCCUAAAUGGACUUCAUCGGGGACUGAAAAGUGGCCAGUGCAUUCGUCAACCCAAAGGGGACUGUCACCUUGUUUAAUGCUUGAUAAUCCACGCAAAAUCUCCAGCUCCCAUCCUUCUUUCAAACAAAAAGCACAGGGCUUGAAAAAAGGACUUGUGCUUCGCUGUAUAAUUCCUGCAGCUAUAAUUUCUCUUACCAACUGCUCGAUUUCAGGAAGUGUGGGUACCUGUAAGGCCUCACACUUACUGACUGCUUGGAACUCCUCGAGAACUUCUGCAAUCAUUGUCGGCGGCUGCAGUGGAGAACAUUUAGGGCUAAUAGUGAUGGAUUCCAAUUCUAAUAAGAGCCCCUCCCCUUGUUCUUUAAAGGCCUUCUACAUUGUCUUCAACGAAACAGGAGUUUUAUUGAGGCUGGGAUCUCCUUGCAGCGUCUACCUUCGUUCUUGCCACAUCGAACAGGUAAGAAGUCCUCUUCCACCAAAAGCCCCGGCAGGUUCAGCGCCUCUCGACGACAUACAGUUAAACGAUUACCCAUUAUCACCCCGUAACUGGAUGUACUGGACAAGGCCCAUGGGUCUCAGUAAUUGGACCUCUGCCUUGAUACCUGGCUUAAGUCCAUUGAGGAAAGUACACUCCAUCACUUCCUCAGAGAUCUCUGCCAAUGACGAAGCAAGAGUCUCAAACCGACGACGGAAUUCCCUUACUGUGGAGUCCUGCCGGAGAGAUAGGAACUGGGCACACAAUGAUCCUUCCUGUGAGGGCCUGAAUCGCCUUAGAAGCCGUAUCUUCACGUCCUUCCAAGUUUUCAUAGGUCUGCGUUUUUCUUCCCAAUGGAACCACACUAGUGCCUCACCAUCGAAACAUACGGCAGCCGCUUCUGCCUUCUCUUCCUUCGACGAACAAUUUAUGCUAAAGUACCUCUCCACCCUAAAUACCCAGCCAUCCGGAUCGACUCCUUCAAACACGGGCAUAUCCAGUCGCUCGUGCAUCAUUUUAGAAUAUCUAGACACAGUAGUUGUGGUGUGUGAGAAGUUCAUAUGGGUUGUAAGCUAUCAAAAAUGGGAAAGAAAAUUUUGUGGUGCUUUUGUGCAGAUUCUUCCAUCUCCUACAACAGGAAAAUUUUCUGUCUCCCCAAGUGGAAAAAAUCAGAACUGGGCAUUGAUGACUGAUGAUCCUGACAAGUCCAAGGAGAAUAUUUCUGAAGAUGCCAAUGCCUCAUCAUUUGCAUACCAACCUGUUACAGGAAUCUCUGCAAGUAAAUUUCUCUGUUGCUUAUUGCUUUCAUUUGAACAGGCAAGUCCAUGUCAACAGCCAUUUCCUAGUAAUGAAGUUUCUGCUCAUUCCAUAAACUGGCUUCAGCCUGAAAGUAUGGAACCUCAGAAUGUCCACUCUGGAAGCAACAGUACAUUUUCUCCGCAGAUAAAUUUCUCUAAAUUAUCUGCUGAGAACAUAGACAGCAGUCUCUCUUCAGAUCCAAGGACUCGCAAUCCUGUUGGCUUUGCAGAGCAUUCUUCGCCUCUCUAUGUACCACAGAAGGCAAAUGCAGAUCAAAGAAGCAGUGACCCUGCUGAAGAUGGUUAUAAUUGGAGGAAAUAUGGGCAGAAACAAGUAAAAAGUGGCGAGUAUCCUCGAAGUUAUUUUAAGUGCACUCAUUUGAAUUGUUCUGUCAAGAAGAAAGUGGAGCGGUCUCACGAGGGUAAUGUUAUAGGGAUAAUAUACAAGGGAGCUCACAACCACCCAAAACCUCCAUCCAAUAUCAAAUCAACACUUGGGUCCUCAAGUGCAAUUGGCGACGCAACUGAGUCCCCCAUGACUGUUGCUGAAGGUGAUCAAAUUUUGUCGACCGUGCUAAAAUCAGGAGCCUCUGAUUGGAGCCAGGACAAUCUUGAGCCAAAAUCAUCAGCAUCAGUGAGCAACGAAUGCAGCAAUGGAGAUCUCUCUUUGCAGGCUCACAGUGGGACCCAGAUUGAAUCGGGUGAGGGUGUGGAUGGGUCUUCUACUUUCUCAAAUAAUGAAAAUGAGGUUGGAACUCAUGACAGUGUGUCAUUAGGCAAUGAUGUUGAUGGAGAUGAAUUAGAAUCAAAGAGAAGGAGAAUUAAGACUUCGGAUAUGAGCAGGGCAACCAUUGGUAUCAGGGAGCCUAAAGUUGUGGUGCAAACAAUCAGCGAGGUGGACAUCCUUGACGAUGGGUAUCGUUGGCGCAAAUAUGGACAGAAAGUUGUGAAAGGAAAUCCAAAUCCAAGAAGUUACUACAAAUGCACAAGUCCAGGCUGCAACGUAAGGAAGCACGUCGAGAGGGCUUCACAUGACCUGAUGUCCGUGAUAACCACGUAUGAGGGAAAGCACAACCAUGUUGUUCCUGAAGCUCGCAACAGCAGUCAUUUUAAUUAUGGGACCCUAACUCCUGCUGCUGCUUCAAGUCUUUUUCAGAGGGCCGAGGCUUCUCAACUUCACAACAGCAUGGCACGCUUCAAAAGGCCUUCUUCACUUGGCUUAUUUGGUCUUCCAGGGAAAUCAGAACUAAGGACAACUCCUGGUUUUGGUUUUGGAAUGAAUCAGCCAAACCUAGUCAAUCUGCCAAUGGCUGAACUGGUACCUAGCCAGGGCCAGUUACCUGUAUUGCAGGUUCGUCCAUAUUUUGGAAAGUUGCACCCAACGAAAGACGCUGGUUUCGUGCUGCCAAAAGGAGAACCAAAACCAGGGAAUGUGCCUGAUUCUAAAUCAGACGCCUCUAAUAGCUCAUCGGUUUACCGUCAGAUUAUGAGUCGAUGGUCGUGUGGACCACCAAAUAUGUAACUUUUUAAAGUAUUUGUCUAAACAGGUAGAGUAGAGUAGUGAUACUGAUUUAUGUCUAAACAGGUAUUUUAGUGGGACGUCUUAUUGUUCAC